AUGUACGCUGAUCAAGUCGAGGCUCGAGGUAAUAGGUCAAUUAAGGACCGCCUUAACGGAAAUUUCUCCUCCGAUUCCGGUCGCCGGCGUUCUCUAUCCGGAAAGAGGCAGAGAGGAGAUGAUGACAAAUGGGAACAUGAUCUUUACGAUGACAGCAUACCCCAAGCAUCAAACGAAAGGGUUGGUGUGAGAGAUCUUCGUGCCAAGCUGCAAAGGAAGAGCAUCGAGCAAGCUAAUAAAAAUGUGAAGGGAUCUGUUUCUGGAGGUUCAAGGGAUCUACGUGAGAAGCUAUCUGGUAUAAUGAGCUCUUGUCCUGCCGAGUCUAAACCUCCUCUGGCUAGGCCACAGCUGGCUCCCGAACCCAGUAGACCUACUAGGAAAAGUGUCAUAGCCAAAGUCUCUGUGCUGGAGACAAAGGUGGCUGGCUCCCUCUCAAAGAAAAAGGGUGAACAAAAGGUUGAAUCAGUUGAUAACUUCUUGCAAUCCUUGGGUCUUGAGAAAUAUUCAAUUACAUUUCAGGCUGAAGAAGUCGAUAUGACAGCCCUCAUGCACAUGACUGAUGAAGACCUGAAAGCUUUGGGAAUUCCAAUGGGUCCAAGAAAAAAGAUACUUUUAGCAAUGGAGUCGAAAUCUGAUGUGUAA
Molecule: messenger RNA, 642 nt
Organism: Striga hermonthica
Lineage: Eukaryota; Viridiplantae; Streptophyta; Magnoliopsida; Lamiales; Orobanchaceae
Source: the annotation of a GenBank genome assembly